Oncorhynchus keta (chum salmon) is the source of this 3436-nucleotide messenger RNA. RefSeq names its product G protein-coupled receptor, class C, group 5, member C (gene gprc5c). Gene Ontology annotation, biological process: G protein-coupled receptor signaling pathway; visual perception. Gene Ontology annotation, cellular component: extracellular exosome; plasma membrane; intracellular membrane-bounded organelle. Lineage: Eukaryota; Metazoa; Chordata; Actinopteri; Salmoniformes; Salmonidae. Gene Ontology annotation, molecular function: protein kinase activator activity; G protein-coupled receptor activity; sevenless binding. Bases 344 to 1675 code for a protein of 443 amino acids. The transcript is spliced from 5 exons. The record is from RefSeq and is a predicted model, not a curated record.
GCAGUCACUAUCCAAUCGCUAUACACUAUACAAUCGCUCUGCAUGAACAGCUCUAGAAGCUUAGUAUUGUGAGAUCAAACCCCGACUUAAAUAUUUCAGAAUUGACCAAAAGCAGAGAUUGCAGGGUAAUUCAAAACUACUAGAAACGGAAUAUAGGCAACAUUUUCAAAGAGCUAUCAACUUUUAUCCCACUGGAUGUAGGCUACCUGGGGACAAUGUAGAGCGCGUUUUUUUUGUCAGUGUGGGUUGGAACAGGUGAAUUGCAAGUAGCGACAAUAUCAAGGACCACCAAGAACAACAAAAAUUUACAACAGUCAGACAUCUGAAGGUUCUGCUGAAUUCCAUGGAUCGGACACUCAAGAGGCUUCAUCUCCUUCUGCUCCCGACCGCUGUCACUUUCUGGUCUCUCCCCUUCUCUAUGGCCACCAGCGUGGCCCCAGGGGGAUGUGGCUCCAAUGUAGGCUCCCUGUACUAUAGCCUGUGUGACCUCAGUGCCGUAUGGGGCAUCGUACUGGAGUCAUUCGCGGCGGCUGGCGUGGUGGGUUCCAUCAUCCUCCUCAUCGUCCUCCUGGCCAGCCUACCAUUCAUCACAGACAAGAGCAAGAGGAGCUCCGUGGGGCUCCAUGCCUGCUUCCUGAUCUGUACCCUGGGCCUCUUCUGCCUCACUUUCUCCUUCAUCGUAGGGAAGGACUUCGCCACCUGUGCCUCGCGGCGCUUCCUCUUCGGGGUGCUGUUCGCUGGGUGCUUCACGUGUCUUCUCAUGCAGUGUGUGAGGCUGAACCUCCUGGCCCGCAGGGGGGAUCAGGGGCCCCGGGCCUGGGUUCUGUGUCUGGGAGCCCUGGGGCUCUGGCUGGUGGAGGUGGUCAUCAACACAGAGUGGCUGAUCAUUACCAUUGUUCGCUACCCACUGUCACCGCUCAACGUUACUGGGACAGCACUAGGCACGGCCGCCGACGUGCCCUGUAACAUCGCCAACCAGGACUUUGUAAUGGCGCUGAUCUACGUACUGAAUCUUCUCCUAGCUGUCGUAGUGGCAUCCUUACCCUCCCUGUGCGGGAAACACAAGCAGAGACGCCAGGAGGGAGCAAUACUCCUCGUCACGGGUCUCCUCUCUGUGUUCAUCUGGGUGGCCUGGAUCACCAUGUACGUCUGGGGGAACCUGAGGACCGGUGGACCCAGCUGGGAUGACCCUACCCUGGCCAUCGCCCUGGUCAGCAACGCCUGGGUGUUCCUGGUCCUCUACACUAUCCCAGAGAUCUGCUCUCUGACUCAGGAGGACGGGGGGGCACCGGGGUUCAGAGAGGACCUGCACCCCAGUAGAGGGGUGGGCUACGAGACCAUCCUGAAGGACCAAGGAGCCCAGAAUAUGUUUAUGGAGAACAAGGCUUUCUCUAUGGAUGAAAACUCAGGUCCGAAGGUUGUGUCCCCAUACAGUGGCUACAGUGGUCAGCUCCGCAGUUCUGUCUACCAGCCCACAGAGCUAGCUAUCAUUAGCAAGGGAAUGGGGAAUCAGGAAAUGUCCUAUGAGUCUCGCAUCCCCCGAGCCUCCAUCAACAACAGCUCCCCGGCCCACAGAGGGGGCAGUACCCUGUCAGUAUGCACCGACAAGGCCGCAGACACACAGACACAACAGGGCCGCAGUGGUAAUGGACUACACAAGAAAUCCCAGUGGUGAACACAGACUUUACGUUACACCUCUCUCCUCAAGACAUUUUUGUUCAUCCAUUUUAUUCAAAUCUGUUGACUAUAUUUUGCUGUUUUCCAUUGGAUUCUUAAUAUGAGCUGGCUCUAAAGCGGCCAGCCUAUCAGACUCCAGAGGUGACAUUUGGGUGAUCGAUACAAACAAUUUGCCUAUCUAUAAAUGGACAGUCCUGCACAGCAAAAUCAAUGGUGUACAUUUAACUCUGAAAGUGUUAAAUGUACACUAUUUUCAGUGAACAUAUGAGUCCCACUGAACUGGUGUUAAUAUAACACUUUUGAAACUGUUAAAGAUUGAACUCUGUUGCAGUGUUCCCCAUUCAACUCUUAAACUGUUCAUAUGAACUUGAUUGUGGUGUUUGCAUAGCUCUACUGUAGAGUAUUAUGCAACACCUACAGAGUAAAACAUAACACUAGACAAAUUUGCGUAUUUCCCAGAGUGCCUUUUCUUUUCAAGUGAAUUGUAAAGUUACCACCCAUGACUGUAUUUGUUAACGAUAGAGACAUGCUUACUGAAUUUAAUUUAAAAGGCCUGUAGCUUUCACCUACUGAGUAUCUAAAACUAUGACUCUAUGAUAGUACAUGUAUCAUGACCUAGUUUCAUCCUAACACAGAGGUGUUAAGAAAGUCAUGGUUUGCACACCAAAUCAGGCCUGCAAAUUGCAUUAUGCUGGCUCUCGAAGUGAUGUGUAAUUCCUAUUGAAAACCAGCCAGAGUUGGGAUAUACUAUAGUUAAAAUUGUUAUUCACUUACAACCUCCAUUCAGAAUGAUUGUCAGGGUUCUUCUUCUUUUGAAAAUUGAUAAGACUACCUAAACCAUUUAAACUGAAACAACAAUUUUAGUAAUAAAUUUAACUAAGUGAUUGGGUUAGUUUCGAAAAAUGGCUAUAUAGUAAACAUGCACACACACACACACACACACACACACACACACACACACACACACACACACACACACACACUCACAUGGAAGUGCAGCCAACGACAAGAUCGGUCAAGCGAGGGGCCAACAGGUGUGACGGUGUCAUGGGAUUUACCUGCCAUCCCUGGGUUCCCAGAGGAGGACUCAUUAAGAGUGGGAAAAUUCCAUAUCUGGAACAUCUCUAUGGUUCCAAGGAAUCUUGGGAAAGGACUCUUCUGUCACUGGGAUACCAACUAAUAUGAAUACACUUAGUUAUAGGUUAAGCAUUCAAAUAGUGUGCACUUGCUUGCUUUAAAUGAAGUAAGGGCCAAUAUUAUUAAAUCCUAAUCCAAUCAAAUCUAAUUUUAUUUGUCACGAGCGCCGAAUACAACAGGUGUAGGUAGACCUUACAGUGAAAUGCUUACUUAUGCGCCCAUUCCCAACAGUGCAGUUUUAAGAAAAUACCUAAAAACGGUCAAUGUUUAGUGCUUAGCUUGUGGAUAUCACUUUCAUAAAGUUCACAUAGCUAUUUCAGUUGUAGCUAAAGGGUGUUGAAUGAGUUCAUGUAAAUACCAUGCCAAUGAAUGUCUCCUCACUACAUACUGUAUGUAUGGAAGCACUUGUAUGAACUGUUGUAUGAAUUUGAAAUAUAUUUUUAACAUAGCUAUUUACAGUACUUACUUUUUUAUCAAAUCAGAUUUGAGCCUACACUUGUAAUCCUGAAAUGUAAAUCUAAUAUGAAGUUUGAAAACCAUAAUUAAUUAUUUGAUUGCACAUUCUGUAUCAACAAUCUUUAAUGUCCCAAAUAAUAAAGAUUCACUGGUGAAAUACAUAGUC